AGUACGAAUUUUUUAAAUGAAAUUUUUUUCGUUUUAAAAAAUCGAAUAUUGUGAAUGUGAGCCGCAAUUGCGGAAACGAAGUGCGUUUGAUUGGCUGCUUGCUGUGUUAAGUGUUUCACAACUGUGCAAAAAUAGUUAGAGUAAAAAAAAAUUAGAAUUUUUUCUACAAAGUCAAACACGUACACAGGCUGAAGCGAGCGGUAGGCGGUAUGUAGGUAGAAAUAACGGUGCGUACGCUUCCGUUUUGCAUUUGAGUUUGACAUUUUAGGCCAUUGAAUAAGCAAAACGUGCUUCCAACUAACAUCACACCUAAGCAGCUACAGAGCAGAGCAACCGCCGCCCCAACAGCAGAGGCAGUAAGGCUGGCAUCCAAGCAGCCGUCACGGGAGGAGAUCUCAGUACGGCACUUAGACAAUACAUACACGCUGUGCAAAAUUGUGCCGGUCAGGGCGUGCUAAGUUUAGCCUUAUCACUCGCAUACGCGUGUUUCCUGUGUCUCUUGGCCGUUGCCUUUGCCUGUGCCUGUGCCUGUGCCUGUGCCUGUGCCUGUGCCCGAGACGUUCAACGGAGGUAGUGAACGCGAAAACAUAUUGGAAUUUCGGUUUGGUGCGCAUGACUCAAUAGCAGCCAAUAUGAGGUCUUUAUCAAGUGCUGGUGCUGAUAUUUUAACAAAACACUCAAUUAAUUCGUUGCUGGAACAGCGUCAAGAUUUUUUGAGUAGGCGAAAUGAGACCAAUGAUGAGCUAAUAUCACCUUUAAAUGAUCCGCCUAUCGCUCUUAACGAUUUUCUUGGCUUUGGCAAAACAACUACAAAUCCUUUGCUAUUGGGCACAAAUGUGGACACGCUGUCUACUUCAAUGGCCGCCUACACACCAUUGACCCCGAGCUCAUCGCAAUCCUCGGCCUCGCCGGGUACACUGUCUGCGAAUUCUUUCGAUAUUUUUCAGUUUGAAAAUGUUGCACAAAAUAACACACCACUUAAGGUAUUUCAAAGAAACAUCAGCUUCGAUUGUUCUGCACCUUUAUCGCCAAGUACGCCCACCUCUAUUUACAAUCGCUCUUUUCUCAAUUCACCUUUAGUCAGCGAUGGCAGCAACUCAUCGAGCGCCAACGGUUUAUCGGUUGAUUCGAUACCGUUAAUGUAUCAGAAUAAUUUUGUGGGCAGCGGUAUUGGUGGCUGUCUAUCGAACAGUCGCUCCAACUCACCGGAAAGUCAGAACAGCAAUCAAUCCAAUGUGGAGCAUAACUUGAUUGAUAUGAUUAAUUUGCUCUCUGUAGCUGAUAAUGAGACGCAGAUUCCAUUGCAUCAACAGCAGCAAUUGCCGUCGCAAUUGUCGUCUUCUGCUUCCCAGCACCAACUCUCCCAGCUGUCUUCGCAGCAGCCGCAGCAUCUUCUAUCACCACUGCAAAUCGACCAACAGUUUUCGCUCGGACAACAGCAGCAACAGCAGCAGCAGCAGCAGACAUCUACUACCUCACUCAGCAGUCUCGGGAAUGCCAACAAUAUGUCUGGCUUCACCACAAAUUUGUUCGAUGAGCAGCAGUUGCAGAAUUUCGAUGCGCUCACAGCUGUGGAUUUGGAAUUGUCGAAGUUGCAAAAUAUGCAGGCAUUCAACGCCCUCAAACUAUUGCAGGCACAAUCGCAACAGGUGCCGUUGCUGAAUCAAUUGUUGCAAGGCUACAGCAAUAGCAUGAACCAGUUCAAAGGGCUGACACAGCCACAAGCGCAACCGCAAUCGGCCGCAGCAGCCGAUGCUCAUUUGGACCGCGUAGCAAAAUUUUAUCGCAGUUCGGCUGCACUCUACGACGCCACUUGCACCUGGAGUGGCCAGUUGCCACCGCGCUCACAUCGCAUGUUAAAUUAUUCACCGAAAGUGUUUCUUGGCGGCAUACCGUGGGACAUAAGCGAACAAUCGCUUAUACAAAUAUUCAAGCCGUUCGGACAGAUCAAAGUCGAAUGGCCCGGCAAAGAGCAGCAGGCGGCACAACCAAAAGGCUAUGUCUACAUCAUAUUCGAAUCGGACAAGCAGGUCAAAGCUUUGUUGUCAGCUUGUGUCUUGCAAAUCGAUGAUUCACAGAGUGGUGGCAUUUACUAUUUCAAGAUUUCGUCACGCCGUAUCAAAGCGAAAGAUGUUGAAGUCAUCCCUUGGAUUAUAGCUGAUUCCAACUUUGUCAAAUCAACUUCACAGAAACUGGAUCCAACUAAGACGGUAUUUGUGGGUGCAUUGCAUGGCAAACUUACUGCAGAGGGUUUGGCGAAAAUUAUGGAUGACCUCUUCGAUGGUGUUCUGUAUGCAGGUAUCGACACCGAUAAAUACAAAUAUCCAAUUGGUUCCGGACGUGUUACUUUCAACAACAAUCGCUCCUACAUGAAGGCCGUGUCGGCAGCUUUCAUUGAAAUACGCACAUCUAAAUUCACUAAAAAAGUGCAGGUAGAUCCAUAUUUGGAAGAUUCACUCUGCUCCAUCUGUGGUGUGCAGCACGGGCCGUACUUUUGUCGUGAACUCUCCUGCUUUAGAUAUUUCUGUCGAUCGUGCUGGCAAUGGCAGCAUUACUCCGAUGGCGUUAAAAAUCACAAGCCACUAACGAGAAAUUCAAAAUCACAAAUGUUAGUUGGAAUCGGGCCUAGUUCCUCCUCUGCAUCGUUGUCAUCCAUAAACUCAAGCUCUCAGCCCCAACAGCAACCAAAUUUGCAGUCACAACAUGCAUCCCAACAACAGCAGAUGCAGCAACAACAACAACAACAACUGCAGCAACAGCAACAUGCUCAUCAAAACCACUUGAAUAAUGGCUAUCAACAAUUUGAGCAUGCGCAUCAGCAUCAAAACAAUUCACAUUUGCACCGUUUGCAUCAGAUGCAGCAACAGCAACAGCAACAGCAACAACAUCGAGCAUCGCCACAGUCAAUGUUUCAAAUGAACCAGCAGCAACAACACGAACAAUUGCAACACCAACAACAAAAUCAGCAGCAAUCUAUAUUUUAAGCAGUGCUUUGUUAGUGUUAAGCACGAAAUUCAAUUGAAUCUUUAAGUUGCUAGUUAGCCUAGCUUAUCUCACACACAAUCGUACAUAUGUAUAUCCAAUUGAAUAAUGUGUAAAUUAGUUUAAUUCCUAUCUCCCAGUAAUUUUCUUUCCUUUUGUUAAAAGUUCUAUAUUUUUUGUUAAUUCUACUUUUAGGCUGCAUAAAAAUAUUUUUGUAAAUAUUCUUAAUUUUUAGGCACAAUCUUUAAAAAUGCUCACACGCAUUGAGGCACUCACAUGAGUUGAGUUGCAAAAUUAAGUACUAUAAAAAAUUUUAGAUUUUAGAUAGCGAGCGGCAAAUUACGGACUUGUACAUAUGUAUAUACAAACAUACAUACAUACAUACAUACAGACAUACAGUACUCAUGUAACAUAUCAACUUUUUGUAGUCUUAAUUUGAGCUCCUAUGUGUGCUUUCUAAAAGCUGAACUGUUUAUUUAUAGUUUCUUUAUUUUUGCCGUAAAUUAGUUAGGGCAUCUACCUAUAAGACCUGCUAUUUUUUAGAAACGAGUUAUUUCUAAUUAGGUUAGCAAAUGUACUAUAGUUAUUUGUAGUUUGCCAUUAAAAAAUAUUUAGGCAUAUCUUAUUUGUAAAUAAGCUAUCGUAAGAUAAUUAUUUUUCUUGAGAGUGUACUUUGUUUGAGUGGUGGAAAAAUCAUUUUUCACUUUAGUAUUGAAAAUUGAAAAUUUUCCAACACAAUUUCAAAGAUUAUUAAACUAGUUUAUUUAUUUAAAUUAUAUUUUUAUGCAGUUGUUUGCUUCCCAACUUUAUGUCUUGCCCUUAUAAGUUGCUGUUUUGUUAUU
Messenger RNA from Rhagoletis pomonella (apple maggot), 3824 nucleotides. It is a transcript of the gene orb, whose product is annotated as cytoplasmic polyadenylation element-binding protein. The transcript is spliced from 10 exons. The coding region runs from base 633 to 2984 and encodes 783 amino acids. The record is from RefSeq and is a predicted model, not a curated record. Lineage: Eukaryota; Metazoa; Arthropoda; Insecta; Diptera; Tephritidae. Gene Ontology annotation, molecular function: mRNA 3'-UTR binding; mRNA regulatory element binding translation repressor activity; ribosome binding. Gene Ontology annotation, cellular component: synapse; cytoplasm; neuron projection. Gene Ontology annotation, biological process: negative regulation of cytoplasmic translation.